AACUGACAGCGGAGCAUGUUCCGAACCGCAGACGGGCAAGACGAGAGACGCAUAGAGGAGCUGCACAAGCGGCGCAACUUCCUGGCCGCCUACUGCAAGCUCAUCGUGUACAACGUGGCGCCCAUACGCCGCGCCGUCGACGUCUUCAAGCAUUACAUCAAGUGCUACAACGACUACGGCGACAUAAUAAAGGCGACGCUGAGCAAGGCGCGCGAGAUCAACAAGCUGAACUGCGCGCUCACCAUGGAGCUGGCCAUGCAGGCGCUGUUCACCGACCUGCGCACCAAGCACGCCAACCUGCAGCGCAACCUGCCCGAGUUCACCGAGCUCAAGGAGCUGGCGAAGCGGUUCGCGAUGAUGUUCGGGCUGGACGCGGUGAAGAACCGCGAGGCGCUGGUGGCGCUGCACCGCGCCGGCAUCGCCUUCGCGGCGCUCGACGCGCAGCCGCACGCGCCGCCGCCCAACCUGCUCUUCCUCGAGCCGCUCGCCGAGUUCUGCGCCAAGCUGCUGCGCCAGGACAAGCGCCAGGUGCUCAAGUUCCUGGACAGCAAGUUCCCGUCGCAGUGGGCGGAGGAGUGGCCGGCGCUGCUCGCCUACCGCACCGCGCUCGUCACCGACGCGCCCGACGACCGCGCGCCGCCCGCGCGCCGCCACUACGCGCGCAGGCACAGUGCGUACCCGCCCGCCCCGCGCCCGCACCCGCGCACCAACACACCUCUACACACUAUCUAUAGCUACUAUUAUCAGCUUCUACGUUAG
Molecule: messenger RNA, 759 nt
Organism: Zerene cesonia (dogface butterfly)
Lineage: Eukaryota; Metazoa; Arthropoda; Insecta; Lepidoptera; Pieridae
Product: cohesin subunit SA-2-like
Exons: 4
Coding region: 16-759 (247 amino acids)
Biological process (GO): sister chromatid cohesion
Cellular component (GO): nucleus; cohesin complex; chromatin
Molecular function (GO): chromatin binding
Source: RefSeq, a predicted model, not a curated record